AAGGUCCUAAUCCCUGCCUAUCCCACCCCCUUAACUCACAUGGACAGUAGCUGUGGUGCCUGUCACUUCUAGGGUCCUUCUGAGGAGGAGAGAGGAGUGGGCUGGAGGAGGGGUGAACAGAGCGCAGGAGACAGGGAAGGAGAACAGGGCCAGCAGGCAGGGCCUUCAAAGGCUCAGGUCAGAAGAAGGCACGGACCCCUAAGGUCAGCUAAGCCACGAACUGUGAGGAGCGGAGCAGUACAGAAAGGAGGGAGAAGCCGGGGCAGCGGGGAGCGAAAGACGAAACAGACGCAGACGCCACAGUAGCAAAGGGGCAGAAGAGAAAGAGAGGACUGGUUGAGGGGGGUCACUCUGUGGGGGUGCCGAGCCCCUGGACGCCUAUCCUAAGCUGGAGCGCCGGUCUGUGUGGGGGAGGGGCCCGCCUGAGAGCAGCUAUGAAGGAAAGGAGGUCGCCUGGGAGGGAGAGGAGGAGGGCAGCCUUGUGCGCGGUGGGGCUGACCAGGGGAACUGAGCCCAGGCCUGAGAGGGAACCAAGGAGGAGGGACAGGGUCUGAGGCCGCCUGCCCGGCUCACAAAUAUUUAGCUUUCAGCCAAAGACAAACUCAGCUCUAUUUUGGGAGUGGGAGGCUCCAGGGCGGACUGGGCCACUUCCCUUCCAGGCUGGGACCCUACCAUCCUUUGCCUCUGGAGCAGGAGAUGAAGGGAACUAGGGUACUAUGGGGGCUCGGGGUCGGGGGAAAUCCCUGACUCAACAAGCACAUCUGGGGAGCCCAAGGCCCCCAACUGGGAAGUGAGUGCUCACGGUCGCCCGGAACCCGAGUUCUCCGUGGUUCUGGGUCUCUGAUGCAGUUUCUGUCACCGUCUCUGUCCUGCUUUCUGGGUCUCUGCAGGAAUUGGGGUUUCUUGAGUCUUCCCUUGAAGGUCAACCUCCUGCUGUGGCUUUCAAUCUUCCUUCCUCUCUGGUUCUAGUGUCCUAACUCAGGUCUCAGGUUUUUGGCCAAACAAGAGGUCAACUUUCCCACCCUUUGGAGAGGUGUGUGUCAGAGGGAGCAGGAGCCCCCUGACACCUGCGUGCUUUGGCCUGUGUGCGUCAGGCACUGAGGAUGCCCCCACGUGGGUGGCUGGUGCGAGUACAGAUGUGUGUGUCUGGGAGCUGGACCAUCCGACCGCUCUUAGUUCAAGUGAGGAAUGGCAUCUGUGUGAAGCUGUGAGGUAGUGCAUUAAUGGCUGAGUUUGAGAGAACAGCACGCAAACCAAGGGGUGGACAUCAUGCUUCCUGGCACACUCUGCAUCCAGCCCAAGUGCCCAGGUGCUACACUCUAUGCUCAGCCUCAGUGGGGGCACACUGUCAUCCUGGCUCUUUCCCUGUUAGACUCUAUUGAGCCAUCACUGAAAACACUGGUCUUGAGGAAGCUGAAAGAAUAAGGAGGAGGCGCACUAUGGCUCCAGUCCCUUGGCCAUGCUGACAGCAGCGUGCAGCAAGUUUGGUGGCUCCAGCCCUCUGCGGGACUCAACAACGCUGGGCAAAACAGGCACAAAGAAGCCAUACUCUGACCUUUCAGCUCCCAAAACCAUGGGGGACGCCUACCCAGCCCCCUUUUCAAGCACCAAUGGGCUCCUCUCACCUGCAGGCAGUCCUCCAGCGCCCACUUCCGGCUAUGCCAAUGACUAUCCGCCGUUUUCCCACUCUUUCCCUGGGCCCACGAGCACCCAGGACCCUGGGCUCCUAGUGCCCAAGGGGCACAGCUCUUCCGACUGCCUGCCCAGCGUCUACACCUCUCUGGACAUGGCACACCCCUACGGCUCAUGGUACAAGGCGGGCAUCCAUGCAGGCAUCUCACCAGGCCCAGGCAACACCCCUAGUCCUUGGUGGGAUAUGCACCCUGGGGGCAACUGGCUAGGCGGAGGGCAGGGCCAGGGUGAUGGGCUGCAAGGGACACUGCCAACAGGCCCUGCUCAGCCUCCACUGAACCCCCAGCUGCCUACCUACCCAACUGACUUUGCUCCCCUUAACCCGGCCCCCUACCCAGCCCCCCACCUCCUGCAACCAGGGCCCCAGCACGUCCUGCCCCAAGAUGUCUAUAAGCCCAAGGCAGUUGGCAAUAGUGGGCAGCUGGAGGGGAGUGGGGGAGCCAAGCCCCCCCGGGGUGCAGGGACAGGAGGUAGCGGUGGCUAUGCGGGCAGCGGGGCAGGGCGCUCCUCUUGUGACUGCCCCAACUGCCAGGAGCUGGAGCGCCUGGGGGCAGCGGCAGCCGGGUUACGGAAGAAGCCUAUCCACAGCUGCCACAUCCCUGGCUGUGGCAAGGUGUACGGCAAGGCCUCGCACCUGAAGGCCCACUUGCGCUGGCACACGGGCGAGAGGCCCUUCGUCUGCAACUGGCUCUUCUGUGGGAAGAGGUUCACCCGCUCCGACGAGCUGGAGCGGCACGUGCGCACUCACACCCGGGAGAAGAAGUUCACCUGCCUGCUCUGCUCCAAGCGCUUUACCAGAAGUGACCACCUGAGCAAACACCAGCGCACCCACGGAGAGCCAGGCCCGGGGCCCCCUGCCAGUGGCCCCAAGGAGCUGGGGGAGGGUCGCAGUGUGGGGGAAGAGGAGGCCAGUCAGACACCGCGACCUUCAGCCUCUCCAGCACCCCCAGAGAAAGCCCCCGGGGGCAGCCCAGAGCAAAGCAACCUGCUGGAGAUCUGAGCUGGGUGCGGGGUCUCCAGCCGGGGCCCUCUCGCCAGCCUCUCUGGUCUGUGCACCACUGCUUGCCCUCACUCCCUUCCCCACGCGUGCUGUGCUGUGGGGCUCUCUCCCCUUCUCUGAGCAUUCUGUCUCUUCAGCUCACUUCCUCCAUGCGCCCGGAGCCCUCACAAGGCCCUCACCUUGUGUCUGACUCCCGACCUCUGGCCUCCUAAGCUCUCCUCUGACCCCUGCUCACAGCUUCUGUCGCAGGCCUUGCCAUACCAAAUCACUUUUCUUCCACCCGGAUUCCCAGAACUAUUUCUGCCUCUCACCAACUCUGUCACAUCCUUUCUGCUGCCCAAGCUUAAUUAGUGUUACCCCCUCGUCCAGCUUCAUCUUCCCCACUUCUUACCCCUCUGCUUUCCGUGCUCCAGAGCUUUCUUCCUGUUCCACAAACACAGUGAUGAUAGUGAUUAUUUAUUGCCCCCUGGUGGCCUCUUCAUUAGGGACCAGAGUUAGGGGGGUUGGGGUUAGUGACCUGGCUGGGAGCAAGGGGCCAAGCGGGGGGCAGACCAGUCAGGAUCUGAUCCCCAAGGUGGGGUGACCCCAGGGUCAGGGAGGCUGCCCCUGGGCCUGUACAGUUAACCCCUGUGCACCAGGAGUCAUGAAUAAUAAUAAUAAUAAUAAUAAUUCUAUUUAUCUAAGUUAUGAUGACGGGUCAGGUAGAGUGAGCUAGGGAGGGAAGGGGAUCCAUUUCUGCUAUGGAAAUUCUAGCCAAAUGCAUCUCUGUGUAGACAAAGCGAUAGCAGAGAUCUUCUCAACAGAAUUUCCAUCAUCAGGGUUUUGGUUAGUGGGGUUUCUUCUUCAACGGAGUUCUUACAAAUUGGUUUGGUUAGCUAGAUCUCUGUAAGAGAGUGGAUGUGGGUAUCUCUCAAUGAGGAGAUGCCUAAUAUCCCCAGCCCCAGCCAGAAGCUGUGAAACCUCAAGUCCUAUGGAGGGGAGGACUGGAGUGUACCCCAGCUCCCUUGACCCCAGAGCAGGUUCUUCCACUGCCGGCCUCAGACAUCAUGACCUCAUCAGGUUAAUACCCUGUUGCCAUGGUUACGGCGAGCUUGCAGCCGCCAUCUUAAACAGGCUCUUUGGGGAGCCCAUCUAACAGGAGGACGUUGGUUUGGAGGUGCCUCUCCUGGAGAAUGGGUGGGGAAGACUUUCUCUGGGACCAGAUUCAAAUAAAUGAAGUAUUUAUUGAGUGCCUACUUUCUGCAAGGCACUGUAUUAGGCCUGGUGCCUAGAAGCCAUGAGAAAGAAUUUACAGAGCUAAGAAGACAGAGGUCCCCAAACAGAUUUGGGGGUGCAUCCACAGCCCCCCCCCCACAACCUGGGACUUCCAACUCCACCUCCAAUGACUUUUAAAGCCGCUUGUGCCUUUGAAUGCCUUUCCUGAGACUGGAUCCUCCUUUUUUACCCACUGCUCCCUCAGGGCCCCAGGUUAAAGGGCAAAGCCGCUGGAGCUUGGGGCGAGGGUAACAUUAAGGAGGGGAAAGAAUCAUCCCCUCGUGGUCUUUUUUUUUAAAUUUUUAAUUUAAUAAAUAAAAGGUCGAUUUGAAA
Messenger RNA from Chinchilla lanigera (long-tailed chinchilla), 4279 nucleotides. RefSeq names its product Sp7 transcription factor (gene Sp7). Lineage: Eukaryota; Metazoa; Chordata; Mammalia; Rodentia; Chinchillidae. Gene Ontology annotation, biological process: regulation of transcription by RNA polymerase II. The record is from RefSeq and is a predicted model, not a curated record. Gene Ontology annotation, molecular function: DNA-binding transcription factor activity, RNA polymerase II-specific; RNA polymerase II cis-regulatory region sequence-specific DNA binding. The transcript has 2 exons. The coding region runs from base 1460 to 2692 and encodes 410 amino acids.